UUCACAAUGACCAGAAUAUUCAGACUAAUUCAUCCAGCUCCGCUUGUAGUUCGCAUACGCUCCAGGGAGUGUUGCACCUAUUUGUUUCGGGCUCUGAAGUUCUUGGGCUGGAUGCCACCAAAGCUGGGUAUUCCACGUUACUUGCACCUGCUCUAUAUUUGCUUCUUUUUCUACUUUCCACUGAUAUAUGGACCGUUGGGUUUGCUUGGAGGACUCAUUAGUAAUUUAAAGAGCUUUAGUCCUGGAGAGUUUCUGACUUUGCUGCCGCUCGAUAUAAAUUGUCUUGGUGUGUCCAUUAAGAGUUUUAUUUUAUACAUAUACAUGACGCGUGUGCACGAGACAUUAUCGACUCUAGAUGAUCUGGAUGAGCGACUACAAAAUGACAGCGAUCGUAGGAAGAUCCACGCAGCUGUGGCUAGAUCAAAUUACAUAUUUUUCGUUUAUGCUCAAUUCUAUUAUGCUUAUACGGUGUCUGUCUUUAUCAUUGGAGUAUUAAGCGGACAUCCACCGUGGCUAACUUACAAUCCGAUCUUUGAUUGGCGCGAUAGUGUUGGAAAUUUUUGGCUGCAGACGAUUUUUGAGUAUCUUGUGUUCCUAUUUCAGACGAUGUUAGCUUUAAUUAGUGACACAUAUACGAUUGUGCUCUUAGUAAACUUUCGAGCUCAUAUCGAUGUUCUCAAAGACCAUAUUCGCAACCUGCGCACCGAUCCUCAACAGACAGAGGCAGAAAACUACGAUGAGUUGGUCUUUAACAUUAUUUAUCACAAACUAAUCAUACGAUGCUGUAAUUUAAUGCGUCCAAUCAUGUCGCAAACCAUUUUCAUACAGUUUUUACUGAUUGGAAUCGAUUUGGGUAUAGCUUUGGUCAAUGUGCUAUAUUUCUUUGGAUUAUUUCGGGCCAUCUCUGCGAGCAUAUUUGCCACAGCAGUCUUAUUAGAGACCUUCCCAUUCUGCUAUCUGUGCGAUUUAUUGGCCAAAGACUGCGAGGAACUAUCGAACAUUUUAUUCGAUUCACACUGGAUUGACGCUGAACCCAAAUAUAAAUCCACACUUAAGUUCUUCUUGCAGAACCUGCAACAGCCGAUUGCCUAUAAAGCUGGAGGUAUUUUUUCCAUAUCAUUGAACAGCAAUAUUCAGGUGGCCAAGUUUGCGUUCAGUGUUAUGGCUAUAGUUAAGCAAAUGAAUUUGGCCAAUCGAUUUAAAUAAUUAUUGGAA
Molecule: messenger RNA, 1215 nt
Organism: Drosophila arizonae
Lineage: Eukaryota; Metazoa; Arthropoda; Insecta; Diptera; Drosophilidae
Product: odorant receptor 59b-like
Biological process (GO): sensory perception of smell; detection of chemical stimulus involved in sensory perception of smell
Cellular component (GO): plasma membrane
Molecular function (GO): odorant binding; olfactory receptor activity
Source: RefSeq, a predicted model, not a curated record